Messenger RNA from Acipenser ruthenus (sterlet), 4030 nucleotides. Its product is annotated as potassium voltage-gated channel subfamily KQT member 2-like. The record is from RefSeq and is a predicted model, not a curated record. Gene Ontology annotation, biological process: transmembrane transport; potassium ion transport. The transcript is spliced from 19 exons. Lineage: Eukaryota; Metazoa; Chordata; Actinopteri; Acipenseriformes; Acipenseridae. Gene Ontology annotation, cellular component: membrane. Bases 138 to 2870 code for a protein of 910 amino acids. Gene Ontology annotation, molecular function: voltage-gated potassium channel activity.
GGAAAGCAGACGAGAAGACUGCGCUCUACCACGACAAAGGGGCUCCACUCUCCAUACACGCCCAUUCUGAAAUGCUCGUACCCGGUGAAGGUUUGCAAUCAUCCACAAAUCUUUCCCCAUGACGGUAGACUUUCAACAUGCUGCAAAAAUCCGGCAAUGGUGAAGUGUACCCGGAUCCUGCUGGGGAGAAGAAACUGAAAGUCGGCUUUGUAGGGUUAGACUCGGCGGCUCCCGACUCUAGCAGGGAUGGGGCACUGCUCAUUGCUGGUUCAGAAGGUACCAAGCGAGGCAGCAUCUUAAGCAAACCCCGGUCCAGCGUCACUGGUUCAAGAAAACCACCGAAGAGAAAUGCUUUUUAUCGAAAACUGCAGAAUUUCCUCUACAACGCGUUGGAAAGACCAAGAGGCUGGGCUUUCAUUUAUCAUGCAUACGUUUUUCUCUUGGUGUUCUCCUGUCUGGUGCUGUCCGUUUUCUCAACAAUCAAAGAAUAUGAAAAAAGCUCAGAGAAUGCACUUUAUAUUCUGGAAAUUGUGACCAUUGUUGUUUUUGGUGUGGAGUACUGUGUGAGAAUCUGGGCAGCUGGCUGCUGCUGUCGUUAUCGAGGAUGGAAGGGGAGGCUGAAAUUCGCACGGAAACCAUUCUGUGUUAUCGACGUCAUGGUGUUGAUUGCCUCCAUCUCGGUGCUGGCUGCAGGCACCCAGGGGAAUGUCUUUGCCACCUCUGCCAUCAGGAGUUUGAGGUUCUUGCAGAUCUUACGCAUGAUCCGAAUCGAUCGCAGGGGUGGCACCUGGAAGCUGCUGGGAUCCGUGGUCUAUGCACACAGCAAGGAACUGAUCACGGCCUGGUACAUUGGGUUUCUCUGUCUCAUCCUCGCCUCUUUCCUGGUGUAUUUGGCUGAGAAAGAAGAUAACAAAGAAUUUGAAACCUACGCCGAUGCACUCUGGUGGGGGCUGAUUACCCUGACUACAAUCGGUUAUGGGGAUAAGUAUCCGAUUACAUGGAACGGGCGUCUUCUUGCUUCAGCCUUUACACUCAUUGGAGUGUCAUUCUUUGCACUUCCAGCUGGCAUCUUGGGCUCCGGAUUUGCCCUGAAGGUUCAGGAGCAACAUCGGCAGAAACAUUUUGAAAAACGACGGAAUCCAGCUGCGGGUCUCAUCCAGGCUGCCUGGAGGUUCUAUGCUACCAGUCUAACCAGGACUGACAUGGAGUCGACCUGGAAUUACUAUGAGCGGACAGCGUCGGUUCCCAUGUACAGUGUGCCUGCAUUUGGCACUUCCAGACUGAUUCCACCACUCAACCAGCUAGACCUGCUGAGGAACCUGAAGAGCAAGUCAGGACUCUCAUUCAGGAAAGAUUCGCAGCCAGAGCCUUCCCCCAGUAGAGGAAAUUCACGCAAAGAAACACUUUGUGGGUGCUGCCCAGGAAAACCUAGUCACAAGGUCAGCUUAAAGGAGCGUGUAUUCUCCAGUCCCCGGAGCUCGGGGGCCAAAGGAAAGGGCUCACCUCAGGGCCAGGGCCUCCGCAGGUCCCCCAGCGCAGACAACAGCAUUGAGGACAGUCCCAGCAAGGUGCCCAAGAGCUGGAGCUUCGGAGACCGCAACCGCGCAAGACAAGCCUUUAGGAUAAAGGGGGCCACGUCUCGACAGAACUCAGAAGAGCUGAUUGAGCUGCAGGAUGAAGAAUUCAGAUUGAAGAACUUUCAAGAAGCAAGCCUGCCAGGGGAAGACAUAGGAGAUGACAAAGGCUGCCACUGCGAGUUUGUGACACAGGAUUUAACUCCGGGAUUGAAAGUUACAAUCAGGGCUGUGUGCAUUAUGAGAUUUAUGGUUUCAAAGCGAAAAUUCAAGGAGAGCCUGAGGCCUUAUGAUGUGAUGGAUGUAAUUGAGCAGUAUUCAGCUGGCCAUUUGGACAUGCUGGCACGGAUUAAAAACCUCCAGUCCAGGAUAGAUAUUAUUGUGGGUUCCGCACCCCCUUCAACUCCCCGGCAUAAGAAGUAUGCAACCAAAGGACUCAAAGAAUCACCCCAAUACUCUCCUAGAGUUGACCAGAUUGUUGGUAGAGGUACUGCAAUAACAGACAAGGAUCGAACCAAAGUGACCACUGAAGGAGACCAUCCCGAGGACCCUAGCAUGAUGGGAAAACUGGGAAAGGUUGAAAAACAGGUGAUGUCAAUGGAAAGGAAGCUGGAUUUCUUGGUGAACAUCUAUGUGCAGCGGAUGGGUAUCCCUCAGUCUGAGACGGAGGCCUACUUUGGAUCCAAGGAGCCCGAACCUGCACCCCCUUAUCACAGUCCUGUGGACAGCAGGGAGCAAAUGGAUAAGAAUGGCUGCAUCACCAAAAUCAUACGCUCCAACAGUUCGGCAGGGCAGAAGAAUUUUGAUGCACCGCCAGAGCCUCCAGGCCCCUGCCCUCCUUCCACAUCGUGGCAUCAGCACCCUAUCAGUGAGUAUCAACGCCACAGUCAAGGGAACUCGCCUGACGGGGACCCGUCCUCCUUAGUUAGAAUCCCACCACCGCCCUCUCAUGACCGCUCUUCAGGGAGCCACAAUGGAAGCAACCGGGGAGGUGCAGAAUACGAAGCUGUAGGGAAACAUCACGACAGUGCCCUGAGGGACAGUGACACUUCCAUCUCUAUCCCGUCUGUGGAUCACGAGGAGCUGGAACGCUCCUUCAGUGGCUUCAGCAUCUCCCAGUCCAAGGAGAAUAUGGAUUACCUCAACAACAGCUACUACGGAGCGGUGGCCCCCUGCGCUGCUAUCAGACCCUACAUUGCAGAAGGGGAGUCUGACACAGACUCAGAUAUAUGCAGCCCUUCUGGUCCAUCUCCAAGGUCUGCAACUGGAGACGUGGGGUGGUCCGGGUCGAAAUAAAACUUCCCAGGGACAUCAGCACAUGUUCUGGAUAUGAUUUAGCAAAAGCUUAUGAAGCCAUAAGAAUGAUGAAAUUGCCCAGUGGCCCCAAAACCUUUACAUUGAGAAGUUAUGGAAAAGAGAAAUCCCAUCUGCUCAUUAAAUGAACUGUCGUCUUACUUAGAUUUUGACAAGACUGCUGUGGACCCAGGGCACCCAGGGAGUUUCCAACGUCUGUAAUUUUUAUAAACUUAAAAAAAGGGUUUGGGUUAACCGAGGCAGAAGGCGCAAUCAUUUAGAAUAACACAAUUCUUUAAUCCUUGUUUCUUGCAUACAUUGUAUUUGUUUGCUUUCAUCCAACAUAGCAAUUAAAAUGACUUCAUAAGCACUGGGCCAGUGGUAUAGUUGCUCCCAUAAUUACAGAAUGUAUAUCUUCAGAAAACAUCUGGGGGAAUAAGCUACAGCAAUUUCUCAAACUAACAAAUGGAACAUUUACUGGAACUUCAUACUUGCCACAAAGGUUAGCACCUCUUACCAAACUUCCAGAUGUUGUUAUGAAUACAUUAUUGUACAACCGUACAGUAAUUACUCAUACGAAUGCUAAAUGUAUUCAAAUAAAACCCAUCCCAGCUUGAUAUUGUUCAUUUACUUUUAGCUGAUCAUUAACACCUUGAUUUAUUUUAUCUUGAUUGCAAAUAUUGUGAAACUACACACCAGCAAACAUAACAACACUUCCUUUCUUUUAGGUCAGGCAAGAUUGUGGACAUACAUCUGUGAGGUGGAUUGAUAUUUGCAUAUUGAUCUAACAAUGAACAAGAAUGUCCAUUUACAUUAAACAACACCCAACGGGACUAGAAGACUUACUCUUUCUCAGUUGACAUCAUGAAUUCUUAACUGAUGUGAUUUACGAUAAAACGGAGUACAGUACAGGAUUGCUAAAGCUAUUUUCAGUGAUAACAGUCCACAAGAUGUUCUCUUAAAAGAUGUAUCUUAAAAAAAUGAUGAUUCAAGACUGUAUAUAGGCACUAUUAAAAAAAACAAACAACUGGUCUUGCUUUACAUAAAAGAGAAACAGUUUUAACUCCUUCUGUGAAAGCUUUUUUUUCAGAACUUAAGAAGUAAGAAUUUAUUAUUUCAAAAUACUGUUGUAAGGGCAACACUGAUUGAGUGUUUUUCUGAAG